AUGUCAACCACGCUGAAUCUUUCAAAACAGAAGAUUAUUGAUAUUAGCAAAGGACUUGGAAUAGCCAAUGCUGAUAUAAUCUUCAACGGACAAACAAAAUUUACUCAAAUGCUCGACCUCGUAUUUAAAUUUGUCCAAAUGUUAGUAGAAUACCCAGAGCACGCAUACAAAUUACCAAAAUUCGCAUUAAGACCUGAACCUAUACCAGAUACCUUUGCACAAGGUAUAGAUUUCUUGAAUAAGAGUCUUUUACUAAAACAUCUAACAAAUGAACUUAACCUUAACUCUUUCGGAAUCAAAAACUACCAUGAUGAGAAAUUUUUAACAAAAUUCUUUUCAAACAUCAUUAAUCUUGGAAGAUUUAAUGAAUCAUACAUCAAAGCAGAACAAAAUGCUGCACGUGAAAGGAUGGCAAUUGUUACAGAUGAAUUAAAUCAAAUUGAAAUUAAAUGGAAACAAACACUUGAAGAAGAACAAAGAAAACAACAAUUAUUAACAGAAAUGGACGCUGAGGAUAUUGAUAAUAAGUAUGAAUCGCUAAUUACUGCAAUCGAUAAGCAACAAAAGAAGAAUGAAGCAUUACAACAAAAGAUUGAUCGUCAAAAUAUUGAAUUACAAUCAAAAAAGAAUCAAAUCCAAGAAAAUAAUGAUGAAAUAGAGAGAUUGACAAAUGCUAUUAAAUCUUUAGAUGAUAUUCUUAAUGUUAAGCCUGAUGAAGAACGUCAAAGACUAGAAAAAGAGCAAUCAAACUUAGAACUUGCACUAAGGACAUCUAAAUCAUUAGAAGAUGAAAAAGCUAAAGUUCAGCAAGAAUUAGAUUCAUUCAACGAGUUCUACAACUUAUUAUUUACGAAUAUGCCAGAUUUCCAAAAAUAUGGAGAAAAUGCAAGCAAAAAGAAACAAGUAGAUAUGCUUCAAGAUCAAAUUGCAAGAAGAAGAGAAGAUAUGAAUAAUUUACAGCAGGCAAUCCAAGAAAUGCAAAAGAAAAAAGAUGCUAUAUAUGAAAUAGAUAAUAAGACUGCAGCUGAAGCGAAAAAUAUUAGUGAGCAGAUUCAAAAUGCAAAGAAGAAGCUCAGAAUGGCCAAAGAAAAGCAUAAAAAAGAAUUGGCAAAUUAUCGUUAUCAAAUUGAUGAUGUAAGAAGCCAAUUAGAUGCUUUUAACAGAGAACUUUGGAAGAUGAUGAAUGAAAUCGAUCAACAGGACAAAGAGUCUGUUGAAGUCUAA
This is a messenger RNA of Trichomonas vaginalis G3, 1224 nucleotides long. RefSeq lists its product as uncharacterized. Bases 1 to 1224 code for a protein of 407 amino acids. The transcript has a single exon. The record is from RefSeq and is a predicted model, not a curated record. Lineage: Eukaryota; Parabasalia; Trichomonadida; Trichomonadidae.